This is a messenger RNA of Protopolystoma xenopodis, 402 nucleotides long. The record is from the annotation of a GenBank genome assembly. NCBI's taxonomy places the organism in Eukaryota, Metazoa, Platyhelminthes, Monogenea, Polystomatidea, Polystomatidae.
AUGGUUCUUGCUUGUACACUACAUGAUUUACGGAUUAUUGUGUAUCUAGAAGCCAUCGCAGCACUCACAACUGGUACUACCGUUAUUAAAAAUGAAUAUGGCACAACUUUUCAACAACUUGCUCAGGCUGGAGUUCUUGUGGUCCUACCCAAACUGGCUCAGCUGGGAGUUCCAACUAAGCGGCCAGAUGACUACUUUGCUGAGAUGAUUCGUAAGCGUCUUAUUGUCACGGAGAAACGCCUAGAGCUUCGUGACCGAGCCCGUCAGUUACGCGAAGGACGCAAAUUUGGCAAACAAAUGCAGCUACAAGUGGUUCAAGCCCGUCGAGAUGAGCGUAAACGCCUUAACGAAGCUGUCAAGUCCGCCCGAGCUCAUGGAAAGGGUAUGUCAUUGGGCUGGUAA